Messenger RNA from Tarenaya hassleriana, 2712 nucleotides. RefSeq names its product pentatricopeptide repeat-containing protein At4g33990. The transcript is spliced from 2 exons. Gene Ontology annotation, molecular function: RNA binding; protein binding; zinc ion binding. The record is from RefSeq and is a predicted model, not a curated record. Bases 113 to 2581 code for a protein of 822 amino acids. Gene Ontology annotation, biological process: RNA modification. NCBI's taxonomy places the organism in Eukaryota, Viridiplantae, Streptophyta, Magnoliopsida, Brassicales, Cleomaceae.
UCCGGCUCUAAAACCCUAAACCCCAAAAAGUUCUGUCCGUUGUAAUUCAAAUGCGAGCUUCAAUUCACGCCUCUUCGGGUCGGCCGAGAUUGUUCAGACUCUAAUCGCAUGUAUGUUGAGAUUGGUUCCGACCUGCGAAGGUGGAAGCUUUGCUGGAAUCUUCCGGUCGAUUGGAGCAAUUUACCGAGAAUUUUCGACACUUGGAAAUGCUUUGGAAGUUCGUUCGACUAAUCGAGAUGAACACGAGAGUAAACAGAUCGAUUUUGACAUCCUAUUUGGAUCGUGCACUAAUUUGCAGUUUGCCAAGCGCCUUCAUGCGCGUUUGGUUGUAUCCAGUAGAAUACGAGAUGUCUUCAUCUCUGUUAAACUCGUUAACCUUUAUGCAUACCUCGGAGAUGUUGCAUUGGCUCGGGGCACGUUUGAUCGUAUCCACAACAAAGAUGUUUAUGCUUGGAAUUCGAUGAUUUCUGCUUAUGGCCGUGUUGGAUAUUCCACAGAAGCUAUCAGGUGCUUUAGCCUGUUUAUGUCGAAAUCGGGUCUUUGGCCUGAUUUCUACACUCUCCCUCCGGUCUUAAAAGCUUGUAGGGAUCUGCUCGAUGGAAUGAAGCUUCACUGUUUGGCACUGAAGUUUGGGUUUGAGUGGGACGUCUAUGUUGCUGCAUCUUUGGUUCAUAUGUACUCAAGGUUCGGGCUUGUGCUCGAUGCACGUAAGCUAUUUGACGACAUGCCUAUUCGGGAUAUGGGUUCGUGGAAUGCAAUGAUUUCCGGGUAUUCUCAAACCGGAAAUGCGAAAGAGGCGUUGCAUCUUGCAGAUGAGAUGAGAGCCAAAGGGGUAAAUCAAGAUCCAAGAACCAUUGCGAGUCUCCUUUCGGCGUGCGCAGAGGCAGAGGAUCUUAAUAGAGGAAAAUCGAUUCAUCUAUACUCUGUAAAACACGGGCUGGAUUCCGAGCUGUUUGUUGCUAAUGCAUUGAUCAACAUGUACUCGAUCUUCGGUAAUUUAGGUGACUGCCAGAAGAUGUUUGAUGAGAUGAUGAUCAUCAGGGAUGUUGUUUCGUGGAAUUCGAUAAUUAAAGCUUACGAGCAGAAUAAGAAGCCCCUUACAGCGGUUUGGUUGUUCAAGGAGAUGGGAAAGAACGGUAUUCAAUACGAUCGUCUGACAUUGAUUAGCUUGGCUUCUGCCCUUGCUCAAUUGGGUGACAGCCUUGUUAGUAGAUCUGCCCAUGCUUUCACACUGAAGAAAGGAUGGUUCUUCGAAGAUGUUACCGUCGGUAAUGCGGUUGUGGAUAUGUAUGCGAAAUUAGGCCUCGCGGAUUCUGCAAGAACGGUGUUUGAUUGGCUCCCGGCUAAAGAUGUGAUUUCGUGGAAUACAAUUAUAUCUGGCUAUGCGCAAAACGGUCUGGCUACUGAAGCGAUCCAAUUGUUCAACCUGAUGGAGGAAAUCGGAGAAAUAACCCCGAACCAAGGGACUUGGGUGAGCAUUCUACCUGCUUAUUCCCACCAGGGAGCGUUGCAUCAAGGCAUGAAAACCCAUGCCCGUGUCUUGAAGAACCGCCUCUAUCUGGAUGUUUUUGUUGGGACCUCUCUUGUCGACAUGUAUGGAAAAUGUGGGCAGCUAGACGACGCGCUCUCCUUGUUCUAUGAGAUCCCUAGAUUCAGCUCGGUGCCAUGGAACGCCAUAAUAUCGUGCCUCGGGGGCCAUGGACAUGGCCGGAAAGCAAUGAUGCUGUUCAGAGAAAUGCUCGACGAGGGAGUGAGCCCUGAUCACUUAACGUUCAUAUCUCUACUCUCGGCCUGUAGCCAUUCAGGUCUGAUCGAGGAGGGUCAAUGGUGCUUCGACGUCAUGCAAGAAGAUUACGGCAUAACCCCGAGCUUGAAGCACUACGGUUGCAUGGUCGAUCUAUACGGCCGGGCUGGUCAUAUAGAAACCGCGUAUAGCUUGAUAAAAGGUAUGCCGCUCCGACCCGACUCCUCCAUCUGGGGCGCCCUUCUCGGUGCCUGUAGAAUCCAUGGCAAUGUCGAUCUGGGCAAGAUUGCUUCGGAACAUCUGUUCGAGGUCGAUCCCGAGAAUGUCGGGUAUUACGUGUUAUUGUCGAACGUGUACGCAAGUGCCGGAAAAUGGGAAGGAGUGGAUAAAGUCCGAGCCUUUGCCAGAGACAGAGGGCUGAGGAAGACGCCAGGUUGGAGUUCGAUGGAACUGGGCAACAAAGUCGAAGUCUUUUACACGGGAAACCAGACACAUCCCAAGUGGAAAGAGAUCUAUGACGAACUAACUGAACUGAACUCGAAAAUGAAGAUGCUUGGUUAUGUCCCAGACUACAGUUUCGUACUGCAGGACGUGGAAGAUGACGAGAAAGAACAAAUCUUGAUGGGUCAUAGCGAAAGAUUGGCGAUUGCGUUUGGGAUUAUAAGCACUGGGAAGGGGACUGUGAUUAGGAUAUUCAAGAACCUUCGUGUGUGUGGAGAUUGCCACACGGUGACCAAAUUCAUAUCGAGAAUCACUGGGAGAGAGAUCGUGGUUAGGGAUUCGAACCGGUUUCAUCAUUUCAAGGAUGGAAUCUGUUCUUGCGGCGAUUACUGGUGAGUGAACGUUUUGUACAAAUAUUGAUUGAUGGAAUCUUGUUUGAAAUGAGUGAUUCCAUUUGAUGUACCAAUAAAUAUUUUUAUUUUUUUUAAAUGUGGUUUUGAAUAUUUUUGUUACAAAAAGACUCCUCA